Molecule: messenger RNA, 1137 nt
Organism: Drosophila teissieri
Lineage: Eukaryota; Metazoa; Arthropoda; Insecta; Diptera; Drosophilidae
Exons: 3
Coding region: 98-934 (278 amino acids)
Source: RefSeq, a predicted model, not a curated record
CGACUCUGGGCACUCUUUUAAAUCAGAAAGCGGCAUUUUCUGGCAUCGAAACAAACAAGAUAUAUUGUAACAUUCAAAACAUAAAACAACAUUCGAAAUGGAGGACAUUAAUUUCAACGAUUUCACGCCAAAGGAGCGCUACGAGAUCAUCAAAGAGUUUCUGGUGAAGAUGCAAAAUGCCAAAUCCAUGCCGAGCAAGGACAUGCAUGUUCAAAGAUUCUUCGAACAUUAUUUGCGAAAGUUCUACAAAAUGCCGGAAAAAUUGGUCAACGAUAUUGCCUACUGCCAACGGGCAAUCAAAACUCAUCUGGAGAUCCACCAGACAAUCGUCAGUGUUUUCGCGCAACAGGCGGAUGCUGAUCCCAUUAUCAAGGACAAGUACAUCAACGAACUGGAGGAGAUGCUCUACGAACUAAACGCUGAAUGCAACUACUUGGUGCUCCGCCUUCAAGACGACAUAGAUCGUUUCUGCUCAGCUUUCACGGAGCAGGACGUUAAGCCGAACAAAAUGGUUAUCAAGGACAUUGUCAGUGCAGCUAUAAUUCCACUCAUCGUUAACCCGAAUAUUGCCCUCAAGCCGUGUUUCGUAAUGGAGCGACCCAACGAGGGCCAGUUGAUUAGAAAGUAUUUCAUAAUAGAAGGAAUAGAGCCCACUGUUGAGAUGCCGCCUAUUGUGGAAUCAAAUCCACUUUCGCCCUCACACACCAACUUGGAUGUGAGAAAAAGCCGUCUCAAUCUACAGGCAGCUUUGAGUCGCGCUCGUGCCAAUUGUAAGCCAGCGGAGAGAAGCAAAGAAUAUGACCGGGCCGAAUUCACCACGGAUUCCAUUUUGCAUGCCGUGGGUCUCUGCUCGCACGCAGAGUAUAAACGGCUCAAGUUAUCAAUGGUUUUGCUCCAGAAGCGUAAGCCUAAGCCAACUGAGAAAACUAAAUAAUUUCCGGCCCUUAUCAAAUGGGAACUUCUGUUUCUGUUCCGAUUUCCAAAGAUUUUUAUAAGAAAGCUUAUGUUUGUAUAAUUUAUAAAGGUUUAGAGUACGUUAGUAUGUCUAGUAUAAUAAUUAGGGUAAGCAUAGAAUUAUAAACAAUGAUUGAAUCUCAUAACUAUAAAGGUUAAAAUAUAGCGAAGGGAUUUUUAAAU